AUGUGCACGAGCGUCACAAGUUCUGCCUGGGAACCCUGCAAGGAUUUUCGUGUGCGGGGUAACUCGACUUUCCGAGAAAUGCUCGUUGUCAAUUCUCGCUUCUUCAUCAACCAACAUCACAAAAUGUCGAACCGCAAGCGAGAAGGCGGCGUUGACGAUGAUGGUGGUGGUGAUGCAGCUAGAGAGAUGCGCGCAGUGGACGAGGAGGAGUAUUCGCAGAUGCUGAGGACGGUCUUGGAAAAGACCAAAGCCUUGUGCAUUGAAAGAGAAGAGUUGAUUGUGUGGCUGGAGCAGCACGGAAUUCCCGUGCCAGCACGGCUGACACAGGAAGAGCUGGAUGCCACUCUGGCGGACUUGAGCAGGUUUGCUGAUGGUGAGAAGGUGGAGGCAUUUGGGAUCGUGCCCGCUGCGAGUGCAGCGGAGCCAAAUUCCGCGCCGACUGUGAUGAGCAAGAUUGUUGAGAAAGAGGUGAGUGCGCCCAAGACGGCCGUGACGUCCACUACGAAUGUAGUGAAGUCGUGUCCUUCGUAUUGGAUCUGGGGGGAAUGUCAGAUGAAGCAGCCGUGCAAGAUGUCACACGACGUCCUGAAGCUGGAUUUGAUGCAAUCUAAAGCGUACAAAGAGGCAUGCAGGACUGGGCAUAUGGCAGCGAAGACAGCGAUGCUGCUGUUUGACAUGAACGAGCAAUUUCGCGAGUGUGGCUUCCGCAAGGAGGUGUACAAAGGAGCGCUGGCUAACGCGAGUGUGGCGAGUGCCACAUCCGUGUCACAGCACGGCUCUCCGGAGGACGCGUUGGGAGAGUCAGAGAAGCUUUCGGCGCUUCAGGAUUGGAUCAGCGAAUGGCGAACGGUGUGGUUUGUCAAGAUGCCAGAACGGGUGAAGCAGCGGGUCGAACUUGUUAAGCAGGGCAGAAGGCCGAAACGGGGGAUCAUCUUGCUUCCGGACGAUGACUCCGCGGAGUCCUCGCAGAACAAGGGUGAUGGAGCGAACAUUGCCUACACAAAGAGGGACUAA
Molecule: messenger RNA, 1014 nt
Organism: Zymoseptoria tritici IPO323
Lineage: Eukaryota; Fungi; Ascomycota; Dothideomycetes; Mycosphaerellales; Mycosphaerellaceae
Exons: 3
Coding region: 1-1014 (337 amino acids)
Source: RefSeq, a predicted model, not a curated record